This is a messenger RNA of Nezara viridula (southern green stink bug), 1098 nucleotides long. NCBI's taxonomy places the organism in Eukaryota, Metazoa, Arthropoda, Insecta, Hemiptera, Pentatomidae. The record is from the annotation of a GenBank genome assembly.
AUGAAUAGGAUAUGGUCCAUUGUUAUCAACAUGGGCUGUGCCAUUAGUUCAUCAGGAGAAAAAGAAGCAGUUGAACGAUCUAAAAAGAUAGACAAAGAUUUAAGGGCUGAUGGCGAACGAGCAGCAAGAGAAGUCAAGCUUCUUUUACUCGGAGCGGGCGAAUCAGGGAAGAGUACUAUUGUUAAGCAAAUGAAAAUAAUUCAUGAAACUGGUUAUUCUAAAGAAGAAUGUGAGCAGUACAGACCAGUUGUUUACAGCAAUACUAUUCAAAGCCUUAUGGCAAUUAUUCGUGCCAUGGGACAGUUACGAAUAGACUUUGCUGAUUGUACAAAAGCGGACUAUGCCAGACAAUUUUUCACCCUAGCCAGUGCUGCUGAAGAAGGAGAAUUGACGCCUGAACUUGUACAGUUAAUGAAAAGACUUUGGCAAGAUCCCGGUGUUGAGCUUUGUUUUUCAAGAUCUCGUGAAUAUCAGCUGAAUGAUUCUGCUGCUUAUUAUUUAAAUUCUUUAGAUCGUAUUUCGCAACCCAAUUAUGUACCUACCCAACAAGAUGUUCUUAGGACAAGAGUGAAAACUACUGGAAUAAUUGAGACACAUUUCACAUUUAAAGGUCUUCAUUUCAAAAUGUUUGAUGUUGGUGGGCAGCGAUCUGAAAGAAAAAAAUGGAUUCACUGUUUUGAAGGGGUUACAGCUAUAAUUUUCUGUGUUGCUUUAUCAGGUUAUGAUCUUGUACUUGCGGAAGAUGAAGAAAUGAAUAGAAUGAUUGAGUCAAUGAAACUUUUUGAUUCCAUUUGCAACAGUAAAUGGUUUGUAGAAACAUCUAUUAUAUUGUUUCUUAACAAAAAGGAUUUGUUUGAAGAAAAAAUAACUAAAAGUCCAUUAACAAUAUGCUUUCCGGAAUAUACAGGUUCAAAUACUUACGAAGAAGCUGCUGCAUACAUUCAAAUGAAGUUUGAAAACUUAAAUAAACGGAAAGAUCAAAAGGAAAUAUAUACACAUUUCACUUGUGCUACAGAUACACAUAAUAUCCAAUUUGUUUUUGAUGCUGUCACCGAUGUGAUUAUAAAAAAUAAUUUAAAAGAUUGUGGCCUAUUUUAG